Messenger RNA from Dipodomys ordii (Ord's kangaroo rat), 1828 nucleotides. RefSeq names its product matrix metallopeptidase 15 (membrane-inserted) (gene Mmp15). Gene Ontology annotation, molecular function: metalloendopeptidase activity; zinc ion binding. Gene Ontology annotation, biological process: proteolysis; collagen catabolic process; extracellular matrix organization. The transcript is spliced from 8 exons. The record is from RefSeq and is a predicted model, not a curated record. NCBI's taxonomy places the organism in Eukaryota, Metazoa, Chordata, Mammalia, Rodentia, Heteromyidae. Bases 1 to 1515 code for a protein of 504 amino acids. Gene Ontology annotation, cellular component: extracellular matrix.
AUGGCGUCGGAGCAGGCCACCCCCCUGGCCUUCGAAGAGGUGCCCUACGAUGACAUCCAGCUACGGAGGCAGAAGGAGGCUGACAUCAUGGUACUCUUUGCCUCUGGCUUCCACGGUGACAGCUCACCAUUUGAUGGCACAGGUGGCUUUCUGGCCCAUGCCUAUUUCCCCGGCCCUGGCCUAGGUGGGGACACCCAUUUUGACGCAGAUGAACCCUGGACUUACUCCAGCACUGACCUGCAUGGAAACAGCCUCUUCUUGGUGGCGGUGCAUGAGCUGGGCCAUGCACUGGGGCUGGAGCACUCAAGCAACCCCAGUGCCAUCAUGGCACCAUUCUACCAGUGGAUGGACACAGACAACUUCCAGCUGCCUGAGGAUGACCUGAGAGGCAUCCAGCAGCUCUAUGGCACCCCAGAUGGUCAACCACAUCCCACCCGGCCUCUUCCCACUGUGACACCCCGACAGCCAGGCCGGCCAGAUCAGAGGCCCCCUCGACCCCCACAGCCACCACCUCCAGGAGGGAAGCCAGACCGGCCCCCCAAGCCAGGCCCCCCUGUCCAGCCCCGAGCCACAGAGCGACCAGACCAGUACGGCCCCAACAUCUGUGAUGGGAACUUUGACACAGUGGCCAUGCUUCGAGGAGAGAUGUUCGUGUUCAAGGGACGCUGGUUCUGGCGAGUCCGGCACAACCGUGUCCUGGACAACUAUCCUAUGCCCAUUGGCCAUUUCUGGCGUGGUUUGCCCGGUGACAUCAGUGCAGCCUACGAACGCCAGGAUGGGCGUUUUGUCUUUUUCAAAGGUGACCGCUAUUGGCUCUUCCGAGAAGCGAACCUGGAGCCUGGCUACCCCCAGCCAUUGACCAGCUAUGGCCUGGGCAUCCCGUACGACCGCAUCGACACAGCCAUCUGGUGGGAGCCCACGGGCCACACGUUUUUCUUCCAGGAGGACAGGUACUGGCGCUUCAAUGAGGAGACGCAGCAUGGAGACCCUGGCUACCCCAAGCCCAUCAGCGUCUGGCAGGGAGUCCCCAUCUCCCCAAAAGGAGCCUUCCUGAGCAGUGAUGCAGCCUACACCUACUUCUACAAGGGCACCAAAUACUGGAAAUUUGACAACGAGCGCCUGAGGAUGGAACCCGGCUACCCCAAGUCCAUCCUGAGAGAUUUCAUGGGCUGCCAGGAACACGUGGACACUGGACCCCGAUGGCCCGAUGUGGCACGUCCACCUUUCAACCCCGACGGAGAUGCACAGCCUGGGGUGGAUGGUGACAGCACAGAUGGCACUGUGGGCGGUGGGGCUGGUGAGGACAGAGACAGGGACAAGGACAAGGAGGGGGGUACUCGAGUGGUGGUGCAGAUGGAGGAGGUGGCUCGGACGGUGAAUGUGGUCAUGGUGCUGGUACCUCUGCUGCUGCUGCUGUGCGUGCUGGGCUUGGCCUUCGCACUGGUACAGUUGCAGCGCAAAGGUGCGCCCCGCGUGCUGCUCUACUGCAAGCGCUCCCUGCAGGAGUGGGUAUGACUCCACCCCCUGGGCCUGACUGACUCCACCCCCUGGGCCUGACUGGCUCCGCCCCCUGCCCAUCGCUCCUCCUUCCCACCUGGUGCUCAGGGCUGGCCAUCUCCCAGCCACACAGUCCUCUGUCAGUCCUACCCUCCUUGUUUAUUUAUGCCCAGGUAUCUCCUUUCUUUGUGGCACCUUAACUGAGUGUGUGUUUCUGCUUUCCUGACGUGGGGAAGGUUGCUGCUUAGAGUUCUCUCGAUGUACUUCUGUCUGUAGUACACAGGGAAGUACCCGUGGCACGGACACAGCCAGAGAAACAGAGGACAGAGGA